AUGGACUGGGCGGCUCCUAACCUCCCCCAACCGAAUCCCAACACAUCCCACCUCUCAUCGGGGCCUACCGACAAUGUCUAUCUCGACGCAAAGUUAAGGCGCGAGCUUUCUCGCAUGGAUGAUUCAGUCCCGUUUAAUCCCAAAACGCGCUAUCUGCAUCAUACCUGGGCGCAGACAUUUUUCUCUCGGCCAGAGCUCUACUUCCAGCCAUGGUCGGUGCCUGAACUACAGAAAAUCGUUACCGCGGCACGCCGUACCAGGAAGCGACUGUGUGUCACCGGCUUUGGCCAUUCUCCCUCCGAUCUGACAUGUACAUCAUCAUGGCUGAUCAAUCUCGACAAUCUCUCGCAAAUACUCGAAAGGAAUGUUGACAACACUGCUGGCCUGACCCGCUUCCAGGCCGGCAUGUCGUUGCACAACCUCAAUUUAGAGUUGGCCAAGGAUGGCUACACCCUGCCCAACCUCGGCUCCAUCGACGUGCAGUCCGUCGCGGGUGUCAUUUCGACCGGCACGCAUGGCUCGAGUCUGAAACACGGUCUGAUAUCGCAGUCCAUCACGUCGUUGACGAUCCUGCUCUCCAACUCCCAGCUCGUCACGUGUUCCGCUAGCAAGAAUGAAGACCUCUUCCGCGCCGCCCUGCUCUCCCUGGGCUCGCUGGGAAUCAUCACCGAAAUCACCCUGCAGGCUGUGCCGGACUUCAACGUUUCUUGGUCUCAAUCCCUGCACACUCUGAAGUCCGUCACCGACGACUGGUCCAAGACCCUUUGGACCGAUGCAGAAUUCACCAGGGUCUGGUGGCUGCCAUAUCUCAAGCGAGCUGUGAUUUGGCGCGGCAAGAAGAGCACCGAUGCACUGCAUUCCCCUAACACCACCUUUUAUGGCGGCAAAUUCGGCUACUACGUUUACCACAAUCUGCUGUAUCUGUCUAACACCUUUCCACGUAUCCUGCCAUGGGUGGAAUGGUUCAUCUUCGGGAUGCAAUACGGCUUCAAGCCGGGCUCGUUCGUCAUGUCCGCCGUGCAGCCCGCGCGUCAAGGCCUCCUGAUGGACUGUCUGUAUAGUCAGUUCGUGAACGAGUGGGCCCUCCCACUUUCCAAGGGACCCGAGGCGCUGGAGAGACUCGGCGCAUGGAUCAACCACGACGACGCGAGCUCCCGCAUUCCCAUCUCCAGCAAGGGCGUCUGGGUGCACUGUCCGGUCGAAGUGCGCGUCACCAACACCAGCGCCAAUAAAUCCGGUGUGCGCCCGUUUCUCGACCCGACCGACAAGGACGAGCCAACGCUGUAUCUCAACGCGACGCUGUAUCGGCCCUACGGCCGUGACCCGCCGUGUCACGAGACAUACUACCGCGCCUUCGAGUACCUGAUGCGCGACAUGGGCGGCAAGCCGCACUGGGCCAAGAACUUCGCGUACACGACCAGCGGCGAGAUCGGAGAUAUGUACGGCGCCGACAUGGCGGAUUUCCUCAAGGUAAGAGAUGAGUCGGACCCCGAGGGCAUGUUUCUCGGCGAGUGGCAUCGGCGGACGCUGCCGUUGAAUGAGAUCGGGGUCAAGGGUGGGAAAGGUGGGUUCAGUCUGAUGGAGGAGGAGGUGAAGCGCUCGAAGAAGGGGUUGGGUUGGGGCUAUGGUGACGGCUUGUUGUGGGAGGGACGACGCGUUGGUGGUGCUGAGGACGACGACGCGGAUUAUGAGGAUGAAUUGGCUGGGAAGGUGGUUGCGUUUGAUGAGGAUGACGCUGGUACGCCGAGUCCGCCGGCCACUACCACCAGCGAUGAGAGCUUCGAUUAUAUGGCGAAAGGGGAGGCGAGUGUUUAUGCUGAGCGAGGGCAGGAGUGA
Messenger RNA from Exophiala bonariae, 1836 nucleotides. RefSeq lists its product as uncharacterized. NCBI's taxonomy places the organism in Eukaryota, Fungi, Ascomycota, Eurotiomycetes, Chaetothyriales, Herpotrichiellaceae. Gene Ontology annotation, molecular function: D-arabinono-1,4-lactone oxidase activity; FAD binding. The transcript has a single exon. Gene Ontology annotation, cellular component: membrane; mitochondrion. Bases 1 to 1836 code for a protein of 611 amino acids. The record is from RefSeq and is a predicted model, not a curated record.